Messenger RNA from Phytophthora nicotianae INRA-310, 5144 nucleotides. RefSeq lists its product as hypothetical. Gene Ontology annotation, molecular function: protein binding. The coding region runs from base 1 to 4950 and encodes 1649 amino acids. The record is from RefSeq and is a predicted model, not a curated record. The transcript has a single exon. NCBI's taxonomy places the organism in Eukaryota, Oomycota, Peronosporomycetes, Peronosporales, Peronosporaceae.
AUGUUAACUACCGCUGCCGCUGAUCUGGAUUCGGAUUUCUUCGAGGAACCUGCAGCAUCAGGAGGUGACGAUCGAAUCGAAGCCGAUCGCGUAGUGUUUGCUCGAUCUGCUUCCAUCCGUCGACUCUCAUCUGCCACAAUAAGCCGGAAAGGAUCCCUCCGACGGUCGUCUUUGCUGCUCGGUGCCUCGGCCCCUCAACUUCCUUCGUCGUCACCACUGCGACGUCCAGCGACAGCAGCUGCCACAACACACAGCCGUGUACAUCAAGCUUUGCGUGAGAAUGACAACAGUUUCGAGUUUUCUAUCAAGGAGGCUACAUUGGAUGGGUUGCUUUAUUCAUCGCGAUUCCCGAUCAAAGAAAUCACGACCCGGAGAUCUUCUUCAGCGUUUCUUCGCAAAGACAAGAGCGAUAUACCCGAACGUAAGAACAGUAGCGACGAUCCAAGCCAUGAAAAUACUACGGAAACUACACCUGAGAUGGAUAUCCAGGCGAAGAAGAGGGAACGGCGACGGCAGCUCUUGGCAGAGCGAGAACGGGCUCGGUCUGCUGCGCCUACGUUAAUGUCCGGAUCCAGCAGCGAAUCAACGGUCAAGACAGUCACAGUGAUAGAUGAAUCUGCAUUUAUCCUUCGCAAGCGGCGCUGCGCUAAAACGUUUGAAGAUAUGAUUGCUGCUCGAUUGAAGCCACAUGAUGGCACGGGUGACACAAAAUCUAGAGGUAAAAGUGCAGUCGAUUCGAUUCCUGAAAGUGAGGGAGACACUCGAUCUCCAAGAAUCGAUAAUGGUGUUGACAAAUUGUUGGAGCACGGCAUCAUUCAGUCCGUGCUGGCACUGAGCACAAGUUCCGACGCAGCUACCCAGGGACACUGUUGCCGAGCGCUUUAUUAUUUGUCGCGGUUUCACGCUGCUCGAAAGCCCAUGAUUACUCAAGGCGUCGUUGCUAGUCUCAAACAACUCUCACGAACUCCUUUACCCGCUCCCCGACAAGAUAUAGCAGCAACACUAUGUCACUUGUCUGAAGAAGACAAUGCUGUGGAAGCUCUGUUUUUCGAAGGAAUCGAUCGUUCGCUAUUACGUUUGAUCACAUCUCCAAGCUGGGAAACCAAGCGCAUAUGUGCAGCUACAGUGUUUAAUCUAUCGGCAGAUGCACGGCACAUCCGACACUUCAGAGAGGGUUUCUCUCAGCUGCUAAUCGCAGUAACGAAAACCAACGGAGGAAUCAGUGGCAGUAGCCUCUUGAACACAGUAGAUACUAAUUCUUCAUCGACGUUCUUGAUCAAGGCGAUCUACAAUACUUCCCUGGUACCAAUGUUCCAAAGCGCUCUGAUCGGAGAAAAUAUUCCUCGGUUUUUGGCAACACACAUUCCGUUGGUACCCCCAGUUAUUCAAAGCUGGGCACUCCGAUCGUUUAUCUCGCUGUGUGAAGUGCAGACCAAUCGGCAACUCCUAAUCUCAUCUCAAUUUUGUGAGCUACUGGAGUCCAUGUUACUUUCCACAAACGAAGAAAUUCAAGAAAUCACACUCUUGAUAUUGUUGCAGUUGUCCACCGAUGAAGGAAGCCGCAUCAAGAUCUGCAACUGGUUGCCCAUCAGCUCGCUGGUCCGGAGUACCACCCAGCAUAUUAAAAAUACCAAGUCUCGCUCUACGGGAAACCGAGACCUGGUGUAUCUGCAUUCCUGCAUCCUACGAAACUUGAGUGAUAGUGUGCUAACGCACCAUGAUCUUAUUCAAGAGGGCGCUGUUCCGGUGUUGCUGGAAAUGAGUCGGAUGUCUGAGCCAACCGUCAAAGUGAAUGCCAUUUGCUCCUUUUGUUACCUAGUUUCGAGCUCUACAGAUGAGGUGGCGAUCCACAUUCCAGAGCUGACAGAACUACUACUGACGCUGACGCAGUCGACGAACUCGCAAGACUGUGUGUUCGCUGUGGAGUCGCUCUACAAUAUUUCGUGCUGUGAUGACUGUGUUCCUGUGCUUUGCGAAUCCGAGUCUCUACUGGAUCGGUUGCUACAACUUGCUACUGAUCCUGUCCAUAAACAAAUAGCAGAGUUGGUUGCUGCUAUUGUUUACAGACUGGCAGGUAUGGUAAGUUGUGCUCCACGAUUAUUGAGAAGAGGAUUCCUCUCGCAACUGGUACAUCUCAUUCGCCAAUACCCGACCUGUCGAGCUUACGCUUUGAACGCGCUUUUCUUAUUGGCUAGAAAUGGUGGAGACGACUUUCCUCAUGGCGGUGAUGAAAUGACACAGCUUGUUCUUGCUCUACUAAGCAACGGUAAUGAACUUAAGAUGGCGGCGAAGAUAUGGAUGAAACCAGGUAUCUCUGCACGGCUCGUGAAGCGUAAAACCAAUCUCGAUAUUUCUCAAGGUGAUCCAGUGACUAUUCGAAGUGGUGUCACCUUAUUGGCACACCUUGCGCACCACCCAAAGAAUCGAGCCGCCCUUGUUCGCAAUGGAGCAGUGUUUCGAUUCUUGAAGAAACUUAACCGGUUAAAGCCCAGGGUAGACCCAAAAGGAACUACCGAUGAAAAUGAUAUUAUAUGUAUUGGCGGAGAGAACGAGGACGAAGCAGCAGAGUAUGGGAGUGAUGAUGACACGAUUCUGACCAACUGUGCAUUCGUUUAUUACUGUCUGACUGCUUCUCAGGAGGGAUGCGAGUUUCUCGUGAAAGAACGUGGAGUAGAAGAUCUCAUUAACCUAUCACGGAUUCGAACUAAACACACUGGGACGAAAGCUGAGGUCGGUGAUGGUGGAGUUGCGUAUACCAUGAAGGAGCUGUGUACCCUAGCUUUAUGUCGCCUAUCGUCCUACACUGGACUUGAAGCACGACUGAUUGAGCAAGGGGCUAUUCAAACUGUGAUGGUGUUGGCACUCGUAGCGACCGACAGUAUCACGAUCAAGGCGUUGUGCAUUAUGACGCUUGCAAACUGUCUCGUGGACGUCACACCGAAUUGUUUGCAGUCGCUCGUUGGCCACGGAAUUAUAUGGGCACUCUCCUCAUUGUGUACUGUUGAAUACCCCGAGGUCAGCUACGUGUGUGCAGUUUCGUUGUGUAAUCUGUCUGCACAUCCCAACAAAAUCCCAAAGUUUCUGGAUGCUGGCGCACCAAAAGCACUGGUUUAUCUACUCUCUCAUAGUGGGGGAGCUGAUGCAGCUGAAGACGCUGCCAUCGUGCUCGUGACGGUGAAAACUAUCGCGAACCUAGUUGCAAAUGAGAAACUUUGUCAAGCUUUCUUGAAUGAAGGACUCGAGAAGCAUUUGAGUAUGCAUUUCUCGUCUCCUGAGAGCAGCGAAGAGCUUCGACAGUUAGCUGCGAUGGUUCUAUUGCGUGUUACUAGUGCGAAUGAUGCCGUGAUAUCACCAGAGAGAGUCAAACUCACGAUGCUCCUUUGGAUGGAACAGAUCAUCGACAUGAAAGAUGAAGAUCUGGUGCGUAAUUGUAUGCUUACAGUGCACGACCUUACGAGCAAUUCAUCACUGGAUGUGGCAGAGCUCGAUGUUCCACACAUUUUGCGGAUACUGGUUCAAGUUCUUCAGCGUCAUCACAUCCACAACACGCACAUUGUGACGCUUUGUCUCUCUGCGUUGUACAACUUGUCGUGUCGAUUGGCAGCUCUUCCGAUGAUCGUGCAGUCCGAAAUCAUGCCUUUCUUGCGCCAACAAGUGCCAUUAACAGAAACAACGUUGGCAGGACAGCGGCGAAAAAGUACGAGUUCAGCUCACCCUGCACUGCCAUCUACGAUUGCUAGCUCCAGCAAUUCUGUUAAUGUCCAGCUGUGCUGUCUCGUCCUGCACAACUUAAGUUGUUACCAUAAUGCAGACGACGAAGGUGUUCUAGCUGCCCUUGUGUCGUGUCACGUUGUCGCUACCCUGCACGAUAUUUACUUCGGACCAAACGAUGGACUCAAGGAGACAACUGCUGUGGCAAUCUCUAACAUCGCCAUUGGGAAAGUGAAUUCCACCCGCGUACUCGAAGAUCAUGCCGGUCGUGUGUUGCUACACUUUAUUCGUAGUGAACACUUCAUACCAACUCAUUAUCGUCUCGUGGCAGCAACACUGCGGAAGCUGAGUAAUGCCCCUGGCAACCAGAACUACUUGCUCAAUGCACACAUUGCAAGUGCGAUGGUUUAUAUGUUGGAUCUGCCCACUAUGGAAAGUGAUGCCAGCUCAAAUAUCCUCGCGGCAUUGUGUCAUUUAUCCAGUUGUAAGGCACAUCUUCCACGGCUUCUACGUGAUGGCGUCUUACCGUGCAUCGUUAGGCUUGCCGACCACCCCAACGCCACAGCUGAAAUGGUUAGCUAUUGCUUCGAACUCAUCUCGAAUCUCUGCAGUAUUGAUUUUCAGGAGUACUUGAAGGAUUGUCCCGAGAUAAACGUCAUUGGAACAUUGGCUAAGCUAUCGGAUCAUCACAUGCAGAGCCAUCACCACCAACAUAUUCUGCAACAAGCACAACAGGAACUCGCGACCUCGCUAGCUUCGUAUUGUGCUAGAGGAGAAGAAAGCUCUCAUUCCCUGCCUUUACCAGCGCUGAUCACAAAUUUGAUGAAAAGUGCCACCUUCACGACUGGAGCUGCCAAGAAAACACUGCAGCUCAAGGCUAAUUACACUGUUAUUGCUCGAAAAUGGAGUCCACAAGCGCAGCCUAAACCAAAGGACCCCCCACCGCUGGUUUGCAGGGAGAUUUUACCCACCGACAAUGGACAAGUUGUCUCUCCGGAGGUGAAACAGCGUAUUGGGUGCUUCUCACCGCUUCCAAAGGAACCACUUGUCCGUGAUGAAAAGAACGAUGCGAUGGUCGCACCGCCUGUUAGUGCUCCAAAUCGAACUAUGUUAGCUCGGCGCAAUAGCAUACGAAGCUUCGGUGUCGGUGGUCUGCGCACACGAUCAAGGAACACCUCGAUUGUUGGUGCUGGGAAAGUUCUUCAACGUGCUCGCGAGACUCGACAUCUUCCGAAAUAGCGUUCUGCUACUGAAAACUAGACGCCAUGAACGCACAACGUUGACGUAUGUUAUGAACGCGACUCAAAACUUUAAACAACGUGGUCUGUCGUUUUGGCACCGGUGACUGAAAAUCGGAUGACCUGUUCGUGUCUUGUACUUACACUGUGAGAGAUGUCUAAUUACGUGCACCAGAGAUAAUAAACAUUUAGGGA